GAUUUGAGGCACUUUAAUUAAAAUUUCUUUAAUUUGGGGAGGCACUGUUUCUUUGGCUAGGAAAGCAGUUGGAGCCUUGAACAAAAGCAAGUUGGGUUGGCUUAUAAAUGCCUUUUCAUCUGUUCUAAAGCGAUAUCUUAGAUCCUUACUAUCUAUUGUAUUCGACUGUGUAAACAUGAAUACUAAAAAGUAACAACAAAGGCCAUUCUUCUUUUCUUUUUGGCUUAAAAUCCAAAAUGAUUUGUGCAUGGUACAAACCCAGACAUCAGUCAAUGACUAAGUGUAGAAAACCUGUUGUAUUACAAAUUGAAAAAUCUUUGCCACUUUGGGCAACUGAAUCAUCCUCUCCUUUUCUCUCUUCUUCUCUGUUCCUCUCUGUAGUACUGCUGGGGAUGAAGACCGGUGGAAGCAGCAAUAUGAAUGGACAGUUUUUAGGAGAUUAAAGGGGUUCAAAGAAAGAAAGAGCUGAGAGAAGUUUGUUCCAUAUUCUUUAGCUUGACCGAGAAUAUUGCCAUAAUCUGAAUACAUUUACCAAAGAAAGUAACUGAUUCUUGUGCCAUAUCGUUUAUCGUCAUGGACCUCAAUGCAAUGGGUAGUUUGGUUCGAAUCAUGGCUUCAAAUAAGACUACUUCCCUGCAUACAAUUUUUGCAUUAUUGCAAAUUGAAGUAAGAUGUUGAACAACAUCUUUGAACGUUGCUAUCCAAGUUUUCCGCUUGCCGAAAACAUGUCUUUCAUAAGACCAUAUGGAUACAGGGCAUGCAUGAUGCAUGCAUCAGGCAUGUAGCAGACAAACUCUUUCCACUGUCCUAUUAUAACUUAAGCAAGAAAUCUAGUACAGUUAGAUAACUUUAAAAAAAAUUCUAUAUAUGUAUCAUUCCCAUUUUCAUCCAAUGAGGAUCUUCUCAAAUGAAAUCAAGAGGCUGGCCAAUCUUCCUUUUAGGCCUUGUGUACUUCACCGUGCCAAAGAUUCGAGUCUUACACUGAGUCGUGAAUAGAAACAAUUCAAUCUUCCUAAGAGACACAUGACUUGUUUGACUAUUUUGUGCUUAGCAGAGAACUGAGUGAUCUCUUAGCUCACUCAUUGUUGGAUCGUCCCAUAGGUUUCGUGCACCAACUAUUUGUCCCACAUAUUUAAUUGUCCAUAGGCAAAGAAAUGAGAUAGAUAAAAAGAAAGUGAGAGACAGAAGGAGAGGUUUCUUAUCAAGAAUCAAUCAUUUUCACCACCACCCUUGUUCACUGUCUAGUGAUUGUGCCUUGCUUUGUCUUCAUUCUUUUUGGCCAAAGAUUUUGUGCAACAUUUUUCUUCACGACGACAUAACAACCACGGCUUUUAGAUUAACUACCAGUUAUUUUUUAUUAUGCCAUGCCAUGUACACCAUUCUCUUCAUGAUUUGCUCUACAUAUAAAUCUUCACCUCCUCUGUAAAUUCUUUGCCAUAUCUGAAACCCCCCUCCCCUCCCCUUUAGUUUAAUAUGGGGGACACUCCAGGCCCUUCAUCCCCUCCCCUUUCUCCAAAGUCAAAUUUGCCUAUGCUUUAUUACGGCCUGGUCGUCGUGGGAACAGCUGCUAUCGUGCUGGCUAUAUACAACCUUAUCAUCAUUCGGUGGUGCACACAGCGGCGGGAUGAGCCCAGGCAGAGACCUACCAGGCUUGCAGAACUAACGGCCAGCCAGAGUUUUGAAAACCCCAGCAGGAACUUGCUGUCAAGUUUCAAGUACAGGAAGGAAAGCAGCAACAUGGGAUCCCAAGACCCAGGUGGAGAAUAUGAAUGUGCAGUUUGCUUAUCAAUUUUCGAAGACGGAGAGGAGGUGAGGCAGCUACCAAGGUGCAAGCAUUCUUUCCAUGCUCCUUGCAUAGAUAUGUGGCUGUAUUCUCAUUUUGAUUGCCCGCUUUGUCGUGCCUCUGUCGAGCCUUCUCCGUUUUGUCAUCGGCACACAGUGGUUAAUUCACCAGAGAAUUCCAGGGAAGAUUUGCUGGAUACCAGCAUCCCAGUUUGAGUUCGCCAUUUUUGUUGAUCUGUUUUCUUCUUCUUUUCUUUGCUAAUCUCUUUGUUGAUUGAUUAGGUAGGGAAAGUCUGAUACCCAGUCUGUCUUGGUCCUGGUCUUUGUCGGCCUGGGAUGCGUGACGAUCUUAAUUCUUAACCAAGACUAAACCAAGGAUGCCAGUCAACUCGUUUUAGUGCUCCAACUGGGUUAGGGUUGAAGCUGGACGGAGCCAGCCAUGUCGCUUCCCUGUGUAUUUAGAAAUCAAGUUUUGGUAUGUAGCAUACACAAUUAAUCCCAGAAACUUCUUGCACUUAUUGUGUAA
Molecule: messenger RNA, 2308 nt
Organism: Theobroma cacao (cacao)
Lineage: Eukaryota; Viridiplantae; Streptophyta; Magnoliopsida; Malvales; Malvaceae
Source: RefSeq, a predicted model, not a curated record